CAUUCCACACCUCCAUCUGCCUGCUCUUUGCGAAAUACAGCAACUCAUCUCACUUCGCAACACAAGAAUGAAGAGCAGGAGGCAGGCCAUGGUGGUGGUGCCGGACGGGGCCAAGAUGGAGCGCAAGGACGUGGAGAAGAACCGGCGGCUGCACAUGAAGGGCCUCUGCCUCAAGCUCUCAUCCCUCAUCCCCGCCGCAUCCCCCCACCACCACCUCCGCCAUUAUUCUCCUUCCUCUUCCUCUUCCUCGCCGCCCUCCACCAACAAGGACGCGGCGACGCAGCUGGACCAGCUGGACGGCGCGGCGGCCUACAUCAACCAGCUCAGGGCCCGGAUCGACGACCUCAAACGCCGCAAGCAGGCCGCCCUCUCCGGUGGCAACGCCGGUGCCUGCUCGUCCUCGGUCUCCGCCGGCGACUACAAGGGAGCUACUUCAACCUCUACAACGGCGCUGCCGGUGGUCGAGGUCCGGCACCGGGACGGAACCUUGGACGUGGCGCUGGCGAGCGAGGCCGGGCGUCCCUUCCGGCUGCACGAGGUGAUCGCGGUGCUGGAGCAGGAGGGCGCCGAGGUGGUCAGCGCCAGCUUCUCCGUCGUCGGCGACAAGAUCUUCUACACCGUCCAUUCCCAGGCGCUCUGCCCCCGCAUCGGCCUCGAUGCCGCCCGCGUCGCCCACCGGCUCCGCCGCCUCGCCGCCGUCUCGGCGUACGUCGGUCCUCCUGCGGACAGGACAUGAUCUCUUUCUCGCUACCAUGAGGCUUAGCUUAAU
Molecule: messenger RNA, 769 nt
Organism: Hordeum vulgare subsp. vulgare (domesticated barley)
Lineage: Eukaryota; Viridiplantae; Streptophyta; Magnoliopsida; Poales; Poaceae
Product: transcription factor bHLH167-like
Exons: 2
Coding region: 68-736 (222 amino acids)
Biological process (GO): regulation of transcription by RNA polymerase II
Cellular component (GO): RNA polymerase II transcription regulator complex
Molecular function (GO): RNA polymerase II transcription regulatory region sequence-specific DNA binding; DNA-binding transcription factor activity, RNA polymerase II-specific; protein dimerization activity
Source: RefSeq, a predicted model, not a curated record